Molecule: messenger RNA, 6726 nt
Organism: Diabrotica virgifera virgifera (western corn rootworm)
Lineage: Eukaryota; Metazoa; Arthropoda; Insecta; Coleoptera; Chrysomelidae
Gene: Ge-1
Product: enhancer of mRNA-decapping protein 4
Exons: 14
Coding region: 145-3393 (1082 amino acids)
Biological process (GO): deadenylation-independent decapping of nuclear-transcribed mRNA
Cellular component (GO): P-body
Molecular function (GO): protein binding
Source: RefSeq, a predicted model, not a curated record
CGAACAUUAAAUUAUUUUGACUUUUGACAUUUUUAUUCUCUAUGGUUUAAUUUUUCUGAACCGGAUAACGUCAAUCUUUUUUUAAAUUGUGGUUAACGAAAGAAUGCAGUGAUUCAGAGGUAUCAACAACAAAUAUUUAAUAUCAUGGCUUCCUCCCUGGUAGGCCCCAAACCGGGUACAGUUCAGAAUAUUAAAUACUCCGGUUCUGAUGCUGAGUUUUGUACAGAUGUUACGGGUGAAACAGUAAUCAUUUCCAGUAAUGAUGGCAGUCACACUCAUGGAAGUUCCAAACUGAAAUUAAUAGAUAGAAUAGACUAUAACUGGGAAUUCCGUUACUAUCAUGGGCACCUUGUUGCAGCUCAUAUUAAUGGAAAAGUUAUUGCAUAUGCAAUGAAAGGAAAGGAAGGUGGUAUGGUGAGAGUUACCAACCAAGAAACUGGUAUAAGAGCUCUAAUAAAGAAUUUUAAAGAUGAUAUUAAGGACAUUGCUUUUGCCUAUAUAAGAGAAGAAAUUAUUUUAGGUUGUGUAGAUAGUGAAGGAAAUAUAUUAGUCUACAAAAUAACUGAUGAAACAAAUUCAAUAUCAUCUACAUUACUUUUACAUGUAUAUCAUCAUCAUCGUUCGAGUAUAUCGAAAAGUAAUUAUAGACUUAUAUGGUGUCCUUAUGUGCCCCCUAUUGACGACGACGAAGACGUUGAUACAGUAGUUGAUCCAGAUAAAAUGUUUGUAGUACUGAAUGGAACCAGAGCCUCAAUAUACAAUUUAAGUAUGUUAAGUGAAAAAUGUCUUGUAAGCAAUAUAAUCGAUCCUGAUGAAAGCUUUGAAGGGUACAUAGAAAUUAAUCACAACGCUGAAGUACUAGAUGCUUCAUUUGCUUCGGAUGGUACUCACAUAGCCAUAGCAACUGGAGAUGGAUAUGUUAAAUUUAUUCAAUUAUAUUUUUAUAACUCGGAGAAGCAAAAAUCGCUUUUUGAGUUUAGACCUCAUGAUGGUACUCCUCUUUCGUCCCUGAUGUUUAUAGAUAAAAUCUUGGAGCCCAGUUCAGAGUGCUGGAAAUUUUUAAUAACAGGAGCAAACGACAAUUCCGUAAUAAAAUUGCAUUCUUGUGAAACUUGGUCCUGCUUACAAACAAUCCACUUUAAACCCCAUCCCAAUUCAAUAUCUGGCCUGUAUCUCAACGUGUCAACUGAUUAUACCGGUCAAUAUCUAUUAGUAUCAGAUAUUAACUACAGAGUUCUGUAUGUGUUAGAAUUAAACAGAAAUGACAAAGAACAAAGGGUGCAAGUCACAAGGAUGGCGGGGUUUUUACUUCCAGCCCCUUUCCUAAGUUUUCACAUAUUAGAAGCUACUAGUCGUAUUAUGCCAUUUUCAUACAAUAAUAGUACGGAAGACGAAUUUUACGAAGACAGAGAUGAAUUUGAUGAAGAUUCAGAAAGAACAGCAAUUUGCUUGAAAAUGUUAGUUAUACAACCUAAGAAGUUCCAAGAAUGUAAUAUAGUUUUCGAACCUGAAACUAUGUCUUAUAAUUCGUUAAAUAAUUCUGCAGAAGUGAUGGAGAAAACCGAAAAAUUCCCCAAAUUGGACGAUCUACAAGAAUCAGUAUCUUUGCUCAUACAACAAAAAAGCAGUUCAAAUUUGACUUUAAUGACACCAGAUGACUUUACACCUUCAGGGCGCAAUACACGGCCGAACAGUGUUAGAAAUGAUACCAGCAAUUCUUUAGAAGCAUCUAUAGCUGAAAUAAAUGACGUCGUCGUUGAUAAUCUUAUAGAUUUCCAAAGACCUCAGAAAGACAAUUUUGCCAGUGGUGGUUCUAGUCCGAGCAGAGAGGUGCAAGAAAUAUUAUCUUUGAAUAAUUCUACGUACAGCACUCAAGACUUCUUUGACAAUCUUCCCAAGCUUCAAGACAAUCAAGAGGAGCCCCAAAAAGACUACUCAAAUCACACUAGCCUUAACUAUCCGGACAAAAUAACUAAUGAAUCAGUUGUAAAAUGUUGGCAAAAUGUGCCUGUGGUUCAAGAAAAUGAAAUUAUAAAAGACGAAGCUCUAAGAAAAGAAUUAAGAUUAAGUGCUGGCGAUGAAAAAUCACAGUUCCAACUACUAGGGUAUCGUAUUAAUGCCUUAGAAAACAUAGUGCGAGAACAAAACGUUCUUAUCGAAAAAAUCCAUGGCGAUAAAAAAGAAGUGGAUUUGGCCUUAUCAAAUCAACAAUUACAAAUCAUGAAGAUGUUAGAAACGCUCGUUACCAUGCAGAAAACUACUGAACGAGAUUUACAAGAAAACAUUUUGACUGGGGUCAGUCAAAUUUUCACGAAAUCCUUAGCGGACAAGGUACAGCAGAUCCUUGCGAGUGAAGUUAAAAUGGUUAUUUUACCAGCUAUUCAAAGUCAAGUGGAGUCAUACAGACAUCAGCUUGAAAGUCAGUACGCUCAAAAAAUAAGUCAUACCGAUAUGAUGUUAAGGGAUAAUAUCGCAAAAGCUUUUAAUAAUAAGGCACUGGCAGAUACCCUUAGCUUGUCCGUUGUAAACAUCGUAGCACCUAGUCUUGAAAAAUGUUAUCGGGAUAUAAUUUCUUCAUCUUUAAUACCGUCCUGGGAACGAGUAUGUGGACAAAUGUUCCAACAAAUUAACGAAACAUUUACUCGAGGUACCAAAGAAUAUACUGCAUCAGUAGAAAGCUACAUGGACAAACAAAGAAGAGUGCAAGAGAAGGGAAAAGAUUUGAUAGUACAAAUGCAAAAUGUCUCAGAAACCAUGAAAACCAAUGCUGACAAAUUAACUAGCAAUUUGACGACUGAGAUACAUAAACAGUUUCAAACGGUUUUUAAAAGUAUGAACGAUAAGCUUACGAGUAAUAUACGAGAGAUUGUGAUGGAACAGGUAAAACAAGGAUUCAAAAGUCACGCUACUGUCAUAGAAGACAGUGUUAUGAAUGCAGUCCGAUCAAGGGCAGUUACUCCAUCACCACUUCUGGAUUCUCAUGUGACUACCAUGAACCAGAUUCAACUUUUUAUAUCAAGACACAAUUAUAACGACGCCUUUCAAAUAGCACUAAGCGCUGAAAAUUUGGCUUACGUUAUUCACGUGUGCGAACGUGUUGACAUACAAACUUUGUUCGGCGAAGAAUGUCUUUUACAACAAAGUUGUCUGCUAGCCCUUAUCCAACAACUGAGCUUGGAGUUAAAUAAGAAUACAGAUCUGAAAUUAAGUUACAUUCGUGCUGCGUUCCUGUCUUUAUCGCCAGAUUGUACAGCAACAAAACAUUUCAUUCCAAAGGUUUUGAAAGAUUUGUUAAAGCAGCUGAACCUCUUUAUUCAGUCGAAUCCACCAAUGAAACAAUUAAAAGAAGCAAAACUUAUUAAAAUGGCUGUGGAAAGCAUGUUAGUUAAGUGAUAUAUGUUAUUUUUAUACUAUUAUUGUAAAAAAGUCUUGUUUAUUUUCUUGUGUAUUGGUAUUUGCGUAUUAUUUUUUGAUACGUUUGGCAUAUGGCUUUACAUUUCAAUAGUCUCUCACUAGGAAUAUCCUAUCCCUGAAUAAUAAAUUUUGUUUUAAAAAACAAUACAAAUAUAACAAGUGUAAAAAGUCCCACGACUAACUAGAGUCUGAAUAAUGUGUUCACCGUGUCUUGUUUGAGUGAGAAACGCAUGUGGGUUCAUCUCCAUGUGUGAAUUCUUGAAAUGAAGCGGCACAUUUGGUCGUCCAAACAUGUUGUAAAAUUCCUGUAUAUUCUUUGUUUCUUGAACUAUUCACCAAAUAUUAUAUACAGAGUGGGCCAAACAAAAGAGUCCACCUCGAUAUUUGGCGGUAUUUAUUAGAUUUUAUGAAAAUAAAAAAACAGGUCAAUUUUUUAUCUAAGGGGGACACAUUUUAUGGUACAUACAUCUGUCAUUUGUCAACCCCUUCCCUUCCACUUCCCCUUAUUUUUAAAUAGGGAAUAGGGGUCGUGUGCUAGCUCAUUUGAAAGGUUAUUCAAUUCUCUAUUCAGUAAUAUUAAUAUUGACAUAAUCACUUACACAGGGUGUCCAAGAAAAAUUAUUUUGAAUUAAAUUAUGUAAUUGACAAAAAGAGAAGAAUGUACGUAAUUUAUUUAACUCAGAAUACAUUCUACAAAAAUGUUUUUUGAUAAGUAGAUAUUGUUUUUCGCUUAAUUUCAAUGUUCAAGCUGCCAUCCAUCUGCCUCUUGGUAGGUUGAAUAUUGAAUUUAAGCAACAAUGUUUAUUUAUCAAAUAAACAUUUUUUUCUGUUUUCUGUCAGCAGUAGAAUGUAUUUUGAAUUAAAUAAAUUACAUACAUUCUUCUUUUUGUCAAUUAAUUUAAUUAAAAUAUUUUUUUCUUGGACACCCUAUAUAAAUAAUUAUGUUAAUGUUGAUAUUACUGAAUAGAGAAUUGAAUAACCUUUCAAAUGAGCUAGCGCACGACCCCUAUUCCCUAUUUAAAAAUAAGUGGUGGGGGAAGUGAUUAGAUCAAAAAUUGACCUGUUUUUUUAUUUCCUUAAAAUCUAAUAAAUACUGCCAAAUAUCGAGGUGGACUCUUUUGUUUGGCCCACUCUGUAUUUCGGUACCUAUAUAAAAUAUUGGUAGUAUAUUCAUUGACGUCUUUCAGUGUUCUCUGUCAUUAAUUCUUCUUCUUGUAGUGCCUAUCCGUUUCGGAUGUUGGCGGCCAUCAUGGCAAUCUGUACUUUGCACACUGCUGCUCUGAAAAGAUUUGUGGUUGUUGUAUUGAACCACGUACGUAGAUUUUUCAGCCAGGAAAUCCUUUGCCCUCCUGGUUCCCUUUUCCUUCUACGUUUCCCUGCAAGAUUAGUUGCAGCAGUCCAUAGCUUUCGCUGUUCCUGAUUUCGGCUGUUUUUAUUGUGGUCUGUCAUUCGACUUGAUAUUUAAUGACUUCAUCUUGCAUGCUGCAGUUAAUUCUUCAUUACAUUUCCCUAUCUAAAUUUCAUGUUUUGAAACACUUCUGAACGUCUCUCUGUGUGCUUCUUCUUCUUAAAGUCUUGUCGAUGAGUCGUUGUAGAUCCAAGUCGGAAUCCCCAAUCAACACCGUAUCAUCGGCGUAUCUUAUGCUGUUGAUAUUUACGCCAUUCACCUUGACUCCAUCAUUGGAAUCCUCCAGUGCCUCUUUAAAUAGAAACUCGAAGUAAAUAUUGAACAGCAGGGGCGACAGAACACAUCCUUGUCUAACUCCCCUCCUAAUUUCUUCUUUUGCGGAACCUUCGAUCCUAACUUUAAACCAAUUCUCGUCGGUAACUUUGUCGAUAUUCUACAACAAAACACUCCAAUGCCUGCGCAUCAAUUAAACUAACAUUGUCCAAACUUUUAGUAUUCGUAGUUUCAAACCUUGUCGCCGCACUAUAGAAAUUUCCCUAUUUGGACAUUAGUAACAAAUAACCAGUUGAGAAUGUUUAUUUUAAUACAGUAUUGCCCAAAAUAAACAGUACUGAAACUGAAACACAGAUAUAUCUUUGUGCGAACUGUCAUAUUCAAACUAACUAGUAUAGACCUGUCGAGUAAUCUUUAAAUAAUUACUUAUUAAGGCCUAAUUGUUAAAAAUGGUGUUAAAUACAGAGGAGAAAGUGUUUCUCGUGGAGCAUUAUUUUCGCUCAUACGGAAUCGGCCGACGUAAUAGUACAAGUCUGCUAUACGUGUGAUAAAUUCACACAACAGUUUAAUAAACAUUGUCCAAGUAAUGCUGUAAUUUUGAAGGUUGUUGAAAAUUACGCAUUAGAACGUUAAUUAAACCGUUCAACGGCGUAACCAGGAUGAUCCUAAGGGGGGGAGGUUACAACUUCAAAAUGGCUUGAUUUGUCAACAACACAUAUUGGUGUCAAGCGUAUAGAGCUCAAAGUAGAUCCCAAUGGGGGGGGGGGGGGUUAUAACCCCCAAAACCACCCCCUGGUUACGCCUAUAAAACCGUUGCGUUGUGUGAAUUGAUCACACACGUAUUGCAGACUUGCACUAUUACGUCGGCCGAUUCCGUAUGAGCGAAAAUAAUGCUCCACGAGAAACACUUUCUCCUCUGUAUUUAACACCAUUUUUAACAAUUAGGCCUUAAUAAGUAAUUAUUUAAAGAUUACUCGACAGGUCUAUACUAGUUAAUUUGAAUAUGACAGCGCGCACAAAAAUACAUCUGUGUUUCAGUUUCAGUACUGUUUAUUUUGGGCAAUACUGUAUUAUUUCAUAUAAUAUUUAUUUAUUUUCUGCACUACUUCUUUCGUAAUUAUUUUCUUACUUCUUUUAGAUUUUUUCAAUUACAAUGCGUUUAAAAGAUUUGAUAUUAAUUUUGGGUUUCUUGCGUUCAGUUCACGCUUAAUAUGAUCGCAUAGGAAAGUGUUUUCGAUGCAUUGUUGCCAUAUCGUUACCAAAAAAGAUUAACGAAAUCUUAUUUAUGAAAAAUAUCUAGAUUUCAGACUUUUAGUUCAGGAUAGGUAAAGCCAGUGCCAAAUAUUUAUUCCAUGAUUUUCUAAAAAUGUUACUAGUUAUGGACGUAACUUAUUGAUUUACUUGAAAUAUUACUUUCAAAUACGUUUUAGUUUAGAUAUCAGUAUUUUUUAUUAAAACCGUAUUUUUAACAUUCUAAGUUCUUAUGUAUAUUAAUUUGAAUAAUAUACAUACCAUCAAAAACAACACAUUUAUUUUUGUAUACUUUUCGUUGUCGUGUUUUUGAUAUUUUCUGUUCAGACUGUGUUGCAAUACGAAGAAAUAAUUUUUUUUAAAUAAAAUCAUAAAUCAAA